AUGUCGCUUCUUCGACAGACCGCUUCGAGCCAGAUCGCCUGCCCCUUGGCUGGUCUGGUGAGCGCUUCGGCUCGCCAGUGCGUUCAACCUGCUCUCUCUUCGCGACCUGUUCCGGCUUCUCGACGUGGACGAGCCACAGCCGUCGACCCUAACGAACCAGCUGCCAACGCUCUCGCUUCUUCUUCCUCCUCCUCGUCCGCCUCUUCAUCUAUCUCCGCAGCAGCUCCUCUUGCCUUUGCAGCUUCUACAUUGCCUGCCAACGAGGGCGCUAUUCGACACAAUUGGUCUCGCAAGGAGGUGCAGGAGAUCUACGAUUCUCCACUCCUCCAGCUCGUCUUCCGUUCCGCCAAUGUCCAUCGUAUGCACCACCCCGUCAACCGUGUCCAGCUCUGCACCCUCAUGAACAUCAAGGAGGGCGGCUGCUCCGAAGACUGCGGAUACUGCUCUCAGUCGAGCAGGUACGAGACUCCAUCUAACGCUUCCAAGCUUGAAGACCUCGAGACCGUUCUUACUGAGGCACGCAAAGCCAAGGCCAAUGGAAGCACCCGUUUCUGCAUGGGUGCCGCUUGGAGAGAAGUUGGUGGCCGCAAGCGUGGUUUCAAUCGCAUUCUCGACAUGGUCCGUGAGAUCCGCGGUAUGGGCAUGGAGGUCUGCACCACUCUCGGCAUGUUGACCACCGAGCAGGCAAAGCAGCUCAAGCAGGCCGGUCUCACUGCCUACAACCACAACCUUGACACCUCGCGUGAAUACUACGGCAAGGUCGUCACCACCCGCAGCUACGAUGACCGUAUCGGAACCAUUGCCAACGUUCGUGAGGCCGGUAUCUCGGUCUGCUCCGGUGGCAUUCUCGGUCUUGGAGAGGAGCACGAGGACCGCGUCGGUCUCAUUUGGGAGAUGAGCACGCUUCCUGAACACCCAGAAAGCUUCCCCGUCAAUGCUCUUGUUGCUAUCCCUGGUACACCGAUGGAGGCUAACGAGCCCAUCACGUUCCAGGACAUGUUGCGCACCGUUGCCACUGCACGUAUUGUUCUUCCCGGUUCCAUCAUCCGUCUCGCAGCUGGUCGUCAUCUCUUCACCGAGUCGGAGCAGGCUAUGGCUUUCCUUGCAGGUGCCAACGCCAUCUUCACCGGUGAAAGGAUGCUUACCACCCCAACCUCUUCUUGGGAUGAGGACAAGGCCAUGCUCAGUCGAUGGGGUCUCCGUGGAAUGGGUAGCUUCGAGGAUAAGACCAUGGCUCCUCACCUCUCGGCCAUUCCUUCUCCAGCAGCUGACAGCGUUUCAGUCGAGGAUCGUCGUGCCAAGGCUAACGCCAGCCAGGCUUUCCAGACCGCCUAG
Molecule: messenger RNA, 1335 nt
Organism: Ustilago hordei
Lineage: Eukaryota; Fungi; Basidiomycota; Ustilaginomycetes; Ustilaginales; Ustilaginaceae
Product: putative biotin synthase
Exons: 1
Coding region: 1-1335 (444 amino acids)
Biological process (GO): biotin biosynthetic process
Cellular component (GO): mitochondrion
Molecular function (GO): 2 iron, 2 sulfur cluster binding; biotin synthase activity
Source: RefSeq, a predicted model, not a curated record